Messenger RNA from Manihot esculenta (cassava), 2547 nucleotides. Its product is annotated as altered inheritance of mitochondria protein 32. The transcript has 5 exons. The record is from RefSeq and is a predicted model, not a curated record. NCBI's taxonomy places the organism in Eukaryota, Viridiplantae, Streptophyta, Magnoliopsida, Malpighiales, Euphorbiaceae. Bases 53 to 1156 code for a protein of 367 amino acids.
UCAUGUAAGCAUUUUCUCGUUCUUUCCACCAAUUAAGAAACGGAACCCCUCGAUGCGCAUUGCGCAUCGUCCCCGCUCUCUUUUACCUCCCGCUCUCCAUUUUCCUUCUCAUUCCUGGUCUCCUAACAGAAUUCUCUCUUUUUGCUCUCUUCCAUUGCAGAAACCACGAACCCUAGCUCUUAAGAGAAGAAGACCUGAACGAACUAUAGCUGCUUUUGCCAUGGCGGAUACUGAGGAUAUUUCGAAGGCGAUCUCGGCUGAAGAGGAUGCGAAGUUCGGAUUCAGUCGACCGGAGAUGUACAAGAGCAACCUCGCCGGCACUGUGGAUCAGUAUGACCGACACGUGUUUGUAUGCUUCAGAGGCCCUGAGUCGUGGCUCCCACGCGUUGAGGAGACUGAUCUGCUCCCCAAGCUCUUUUCCUCUGUUGUUAAGUCUCGUAAGGACGAUAUCGCCAUUAAGACGAAGAUUACGAUAUGUGAGGAACGCGAGGAUACUGAAUUUGAGUGCGGAGAUGUGUUGAUUUUCCCUGAUAUGAUCAAAUACAAGUGUUUGAAGGACUCAGAUGUUGACGGUUUUGUUGAUGAUGUGCUUGUGAAUGGAAAGCAAUGGACUUCUGCUGUGCAGAAGCUUAAUGGUGCAUAUGUAUUUGUUUGUGCUCAUGGCAGUCGUGAUAAGAGAUGUGGUGUUUGUGGACCUGUUCUUAUUGAAAAGCUCAAAGAGGAGAUUGAAUCUCGAGGGCUGAGGGAUCAGGUGUUUGUUGCUGCUUGCUCUCAUGUUGGGGGCCAUAAAUAUGCUGGGAACUUGAUUGUCUACAGUCCAGACUCAGAGGGAAAAAUUAUGGGCCACUGGUAUGGUUAUGUUACACCUGAUGAUGUGCCUGAAAUUUUUGAUCAGCAUAUUGGGCAAGGAAUAGUAAUAGAAAGGAUUUGGAGGUCUGCUCCAACAUCUAACAUGAGGAUUAUUGGUUCUGCCACAAUGUUGACAAGGGUGAUAAUUUCUUCCUUGGUUGCCUGCUGCACCAUUGUUGCUUGCUCCAAGAAAAGAAUUGCUUCCAACACCUGCACCUGGAUUGUCUUUGCUCUUCUUUCCCUUUUUUUUCUUAUUUUUCCAAGAGUCCUUAAGUUGCAACUUGGCUUGCAUUGCACCUUCAAUUGAACCAUCUUCUCUAAUCUGCCUUCUUUGCUCUUAUGCAUGAAGAGCAUUUAACAACUCAGCCAAGGAAAUUUCUGUAAAGUCAUGAACCUCCUCUAGUGCAGAAAUUUUAGCUUCAAAUCUUUCUGGUAAUGUUACCAGAAUCUUCUCAACAAUUCUGCUAUCUGGAAUUUUUUCACCAAGAAGUCUAAGCUUGUUGAUAAUAUCCAACAGCCUAUCAACAUACUCUUUUACAGUUUCAAAGUCUUUCAUCUUUUGUAGUUCAAGUUCCCUUAUGAGAUUCAAGAUACACAUGCUUUUGGUAUGCGCAUUACCUUGAAACUCUGUCUUGAGGUACUGCCAAAUGUGAAAGGCAGUCUCCAAGUUCAUAAUCCUGGUAAAAAGUGAUUCAGACACAGCCAAAUACAAACAUAUUUUGGCCUUAAACUUCUUUGUAGUUUUCAAGGUCUUCAACCACUGCUUCCCAAAGAUCCCAUACUUGUAGAUAAGCCGUCAUUUUAACUGCCCAUGAUUGAUAAUUUUCUCCCAUGAACACUGGAGGUGGGAUAGGACAAUAACCUUUUGAAGCCAUUUGAAUCAAGAUUUGAAACUUGGAGAGGGUUAGUAUUUCUGUAUAACACUCAACGGGAAAAAAAACUCACACUCAAACUAUCAUAGGUCCCUUAAGAUAAGGAGCUCUGAUACCAAUUGAUAGCAAAAACAGAGGACAGAACUGAACCCCACACUUUUCAUUUAAACAAAAUAUUAUUUAAAUACAAAAUAAAAAUAACUGAUGAUAAAGAUCAUGGUCCAUGAUUUUACCCACAAUCAAAACAUGGAAACAUGCUUAACAAAAAAAAAUAAUAAAUAAUAAAUUUCCUAAAACUUGGUUACAGACUUACAUGUUGUAGACCAAGUCAUUUAACAACCCACUUAAACAGAAAAAUAGGAACUACACAGCACGUUUAACAACUUUAGCAAAUCAGUAGCAUCUAAGACAAUUUCUAACACUUUUGAAGCAUGUUUGUGCUCAAGCCUAUGUCUCUCAAUUUAUAUCAACGCUUUACUGUGGUUCCCUUCCUUGAUAUGAAGUUUCUGGAAGUUACUCAUUUUGACCUUGCACUGCAAUAAAUUUAAGCAGAAUUGGACAGUAUAAUUUCUUUGACCAAAAAGAAGUAGAAUGAUCUGAAUUUCAUUGGUAUAAAGUUCUUAAUUUAUUUGCUUGAUGUAUGGUUAAAAUAGAUAAAGCAUUGAAGACGGUAAAGUGCAACGGAUGACCUGUAGUUAGCUUCUUUCUAAAGUCGUAAACUGGCAUAACUAUGCAAGGAUGUACUUAUUAUCCAUACGAUGAGAUGGUUUUCCAAUAUUACAUGUAUAUGCGGGUGUUAUGGUUAUUCACUGGAAGUAUAUGCUUC